Molecule: messenger RNA, 4397 nt
Organism: Rhinichthys klamathensis goyatoka
Lineage: Eukaryota; Metazoa; Chordata; Actinopteri; Cypriniformes; Leuciscidae
Gene: syngap1a
Product: synaptic Ras GTPase activating protein 1a
Exons: 21
Coding region: 246-4184 (1312 amino acids)
Biological process (GO): regulation of GTPase activity
Source: RefSeq, a predicted model, not a curated record
GUGUGCGUGCCAGUGCGCGCUUGCGUUCGGUGACGGGAGCGCAAAGUGAUCAGCGGAUCUUUUCGAUCAUCAUUCAGAUCAAUAAUAGUAUAAUAAUAAUAAUAAUAAUAGCACCGUGCGUGCGCGCGCCUCGCGUCUGGAGAGCUGUGCGUCAUUCCUCUCCUUUAUUUUUGAAUGUUGUCGCGCUGGAGGAGUGAUGAUGGAUCCUCACAGAGCGAGCUGAUCACGGUCAGUGCCGGAGGAUCAUGUCCUAUGUGUCUUCACAAGAUGGAAGGUGUGUGUCUCCAUGUUCUCGGCCUCACACUCCUCUGAAUGGCCACACACACGACUCCCCCGGCUGGAGCCGCCAGCUCCGCGUCAGAGAUGGAGACCAGUUCUACCUGCUGGAUCAAGAGGAGGUUCAUCCAUUGCUGAUGAAUGAUCACCGUCACGUCUCUCACCGACACAAACUGCUGCGCAGGACCGUCAGCGUACCUGCAGAUAGCAGACCCCAUCCUGAGACAGAGCACGCUCGUGCUCGCAGGAAGAGCUUUGCCACGUCGCGGCAGAGAAGCAUGGAAACUCCGCCCACUGCCCCUACUCAGCCAUUCCGACAGCCUAGUUUUCUAAGUCGUCGUCUGAAAGGAUCAAUUAAACGAGCAAAGAGUCAACCCAAACUCGACCGCACAGGAAGCUUUCGCCACAUGAUCCUCCCACGAUUCCGCAGUGCUGACCAGGAGAGGACGCGCCUCAUGCAGAGCUUUAAGGAGUCGCACUCGCACGAGUCUCUGCUGUCUCCCAGCAGCGCUGCCGAGGCGCUGGACCUCACGCUGGACGAGGACGCCGUCAUCAAGCCCGUGCACUCCAGCAUCCUCGGCCAGGAGUACUGCUUCGAGGUGACGACGGCGUCCGGCACCAAGUGUUUCGCGUGUCGCUCCGCCGCCGAGAGGGACAAAUGGAUCGAGAACCUGCAGCGGGCCAUCAAACCCAACAAGGAUAACAGCCGGCGUGUGGAUAAUGUGCUGAAGCUAUGGAUCAUCGAGGCGCGCGACCUGCCGGCUAAGAAGCGCUACUACUGCGAGCUGUGUCUGGACGACAUGCUGUACGCGCGCACCACUAGCAAACCGCGCACCGACACCGUGUUCUGGGGCGAACACUUCGAGUUCAACAACCUGCCGGCCAUCCGAAGCCUGAGACUGCACCUGUACAAGGAGACCGACAAGAAGAGGCGGAAGGAGAAGAGCACGUAUCUGGGUCUGGUCAGCAUCCCGAUCCCCAGCCUCACGGGCCGCCAGUUCGUGGAGCAGUGGUACCCGGUGCUCCAGCCCAGCGCUCUGGCUAAAGGUUCCGGCGGCGGCAAGAUCAUCAACGCUUCGCUGCGACUCAAGUCUCGAUACCAGAGCAUGAACAUCCUGCCCAUGGAGCUCUACAAGGAGUUCGCCGAGUACGUGACCAACAACUACAGGACGCUGUGUGGAGUUCUGGAGCCGCUGCUGAGCGCCAAGAGCAAAGAGGAGGUGGCGUGUGCGCUGGUGCACAUCCUGCAGAGCACUGGCAAGGCCAAGGACUUCCUGUCGGAUAUGGCCAUGACUGAGGUCGAUCGCUUCAUGGACCGAGAGCAUCUGAUCUUCAGAGAAAACACACUGGCAACCAAAGCCAUCGAGGAGUUCCUGAAGCUCAUAGCGCAUCGAUACCUGAAGGACACCAUUGGAGAGUUUAUCCGAGCGCUGUACGAGUCUGAGGAGAACUGUGAGGUGGACCCUAUGCGAACGCCUCCCUCGGUUCUGUCGGAUCAUCAGGCAAACCUGCGCAUGUGUUGUGAACUGGCGCUCUGCAAGAUCAUCAACUCCCAUUGUGUGUUUCCCCGCGAGCUGAAGGAGGUGUUCGCCUCGUGGCGUGUGCGCUGUGCUGAACGCGGGCGAGAGGACAUCGCCGACCGCCUCAUAAGCUCCUCCCUCUUCCUGCGGUUCCUGUGUCCCGCCAUCAUGUCCCCGUCGCUGUUCAACAUGACGCAGGAGUAUCCGUCCGAACGCACCUCGCGAACACUCACGCUCAUCGCCAAGGUGGUGCAGAGCCUGGCCAGCUUUUCAAAGUUCAGUGGGAAGGAGGACUACCUGGGCUUCAUGAACGAGUUCCUGGAGAUGGAGUGGGGCUCUAUGCAACAGUUCCUGUACGAGAUCUCCAACCUGGAGUGUGCGAGUAACGCCGGGGCGUUCGAGGGCUACAUCGACCUGGGCCGAGAGCUGUCCAUCCUGCACAGUCUCCUGUGGGAGGUCAUGGCGCAGCUGAGCAAGGACGCUAUAUUGAAGCUGGGCCCGUUGCCGCGGUUACUGAAUGACAUCAGCAUGGCGCUGAGGAACCCGCAGCUGCACCGACAGGCGAGUCACCAGCCGCCGGACCGACACCAGAGCCGACCCACAUUCAGCAGACUCAACACCAACGACUUCCAGAGCCUCAUGAUGAGAGACCUCAACAGCUCUAUAGACAUCUCUCGUCUGCCGUCUCCCACUGGCACUGGUGUUCUCUCUCACCCUGGAAUGGCUGCUUUCUCCGACCGGGAUCCCCGUGGCAACAAGGAAAUGUUCUACGUGACCCGCCCACCUCUCGCUCGCUCAAGCCCCGCCUACUGCACUAGCAGCUCUGACAUCACUGAACCUGACCCGAAGGUUCUCAGUGUGAAUAAGAGUGUUUCUAUGAUGGACCUGCAGGAUUCGCGCAUCAACAGCGUGUCGAACCUGCACUCGGUGAACGACCUGCUGAACUCGUCUCAGGGCUCCCUGGCGGGCCUGGGGUUCGGUCCGCUGGGUGGCGCCCCCCUCAGGGCCGGAGGGCGCGUGUCGGCGGGCUCGGGCGGCUCCAGCAUGUCGGGGGGGCUGCGUCUCGGCCACUCGGGCCUGACGACGGACUCGCUGUCUCAGCAGCAGCAGCAGCAAGCGGCCGCCAUGAACGUGCCUCUGUCCUUCCAGAACCCGCUGUUCCACCUGGCGUCGGACGGGCCGCAGUACCACACGCCGCCACACGGGCCUGCCGCCCCCCCGCCGCUGCUGCUAGCGCCCGAGCCGGAGAACGGGCACGUGGGCUACGGCGUGCCGUCGUUCGGGCACAGCGGGUUCUCUCGCAGUGAGGAUCUGUCGGCCCUGAGGAACCAGAACAGUCUGGUGCAGCCCAACAUCGUGCACUCGCACAGCUACAGCGACGACUUCACGCGGCACAACCAGGCCGACUACGCCCGCAGACAGCUGUCGCUGCAGGUGCAGGAGAAUCUCCAGCAGCAGGUUCUGAUGGGCAUCGCCCCACAGACGGCGACGGGCACCGGCACGCCCGCCUCUCUGGCCACGCCCCCAACCACCAUGCAUCCCGCCCGCCAGGCCUCCAUGGGCCCGCCCCCUCCUCAGCGCAUGAAGCCUCAGCCCCCCCACCAGCUGUCCGUCAGCUCGGCCGCUAACUCCACCCCCCCGAAGACACGCCCCCAGAGCGGGAACCUGCUGCAGUCGCCCGAGUCCAGCUACGGCGGGAGGCAGUUGCCCAGGCAACAGCUGUCAGUCAAAGAUAGCCCCGCCCCCGGGCUGCCGCAUCAGUCCAGCACGGCCACGGAGAGCCCCGCCCCUCAGGGCGGAGCCAAUGAGAGCGCAGAGAACACACCGAGCGGCCAAUCAGCAAAAGCCUCUCAGCAAACCAACCAGCAGCAUCUGCUCAAGCCAGGCGCGAACAAACAGGGCUCGAAGUCUCCGUCCACGCUCAACCCCCCCACUGCUGCGUCGGAGCGUACGGUGGCCUGGGUGUCCAACAUGCCUCACCUCUCCGCGGACAUCGAGAGCCUGCGUGUGGACCGAGAGGAGUUCAAGCUGAAGGAGCACUCCAAGAGCAUGGACGAGUCCCGCCUGGACCGGGUGCGCGAGUACGAGGAGGAGAUCCACUCGCUGAAGGAGCGGCUGCUGAUGUCGCACCGGAAGCUGGAGGAGUACGAGCGCCGGCUGCAGUCGCAGGAGCAUCAGACCAGUAAGAUCCUGCUGCAGUACCAGAGCCGGCUGGACGACAGCGAGAGGAGGCUCCGGCAGCAGCAGGUGCAGAAGGACUCGCAGAUCAAGGGCAUCAUCAACAGGCUGAUGGCGGUAGAGGAUGAGCUGAGAGGGAGUGGAAUGCCUGACCUCAAAACCAGAUUGUUCACAGAACAGCCGAUAUAUGGGGCCCACUCUGGAACAUGAUUGGCCCGGGCAGGACUAGAGGACACGUGAUUGGUUGAACCUCAACCCAGGAGUGUCUGACGAUUGGCUGAGAGAGAAGAGAGGCGGAGCCUGAGCAGGUCGACCGACUCUACAGUCUUUCUUUCUCUCCUUCUCUCUCUCUCUCUCUCAAACACACGCUGAGAGAAUAUAUAUAUAUAUGUAUAUAGGUGAUAUAUAAAUAUAUAUUUCUCA